Messenger RNA from Colletes gigas, 4211 nucleotides. RefSeq names its product rRNA methyltransferase 2, mitochondrial (gene Mrm2). Gene Ontology annotation, cellular component: mitochondrion. Gene Ontology annotation, molecular function: rRNA (uridine-2'-O-ribose)-methyltransferase activity. The transcript has a single exon. NCBI's taxonomy places the organism in Eukaryota, Metazoa, Arthropoda, Insecta, Hymenoptera, Colletidae. Bases 252 to 1007 code for a protein of 251 amino acids. Gene Ontology annotation, biological process: RNA methylation. The record is from RefSeq and is a predicted model, not a curated record.
GUAGUUUUGCGGCGCUUAUUUAAACAAGAAAUUCCAACUAACCGUGUUUUGGUGUUGUGAUUUCGUUUGGGCAAUUUAUUUAUAUCGAUUCUUUUGUUCAAUUAUCGACUACAAUUACAACGAAACUGUGAAAACAGCAAAAGAUAUAUUUUAUGGAGUCGUAACGUCCUCCCACUGAUUGUGUGCGCGCAGUUUUGAUAUCAGAAGUUUUGUUUCUAGACCGUAUCUUUAGGUUAUACUUAUAAUCGAGUAUGAAAAGUUUGCAUACGAAUCUCUUAAUAGUAAGGAAUUUAUACACCUGUAAUACCUUAUUCCGGGAAGUACCCCGAAAUUUGAAAGGGAAGAAGCACAGUUCCCAAUUAUGGCUAGCAAGACAGUUACAAGAUCCUUAUGUAGAAAUGGCAAAACAAGAGAAUUAUAGGUGUAGAAGUGCAUUCAAGUUGCUAGAAAUAAAUGAUAGAUUCAACAUAUUUAAGCCUGGGCAGACUGUGAUUGACUGUGGUGCUGCCCCUGGUAGUUGGACACAAGUUGCUGUUAAAAUGACCAAUGCGGAUGGCAAACACAACAGUGCCAUUGGGAAUGUAAUUGGAAUAGACAGGCUGCCAAUUUAUCCAAUCAAAGGUGCAACUUUGUUAAGUAGAACAGAUUUUACUGAUGCAGCAUCGCAAGAUAAAGUUAUGGAACUCCUAAAAAACAAUAAAGCAGAUGUAGUUUUAUCAGACAUGGCACCAAAUGCAUGUGGUAUAAGAGACUUGGAUCAUGAUAAUAUAGUGAAACUUGUAUAUGCUGCUUUGAUGUUUGCUUUAAAAACUAUGAGAGUAGAUGGAACAUUUGUUUGUAAAUUAUGGGACGGUGGAAAGUCUCAACAACUGGAGAAAGAUUUGUUAAGAUUUUAUAAAUCUGUUAAGACUGUAAGACCGCAAGCUACAAGAGAUGAGUCUGCAGAAAAGUUUUUUUUAGCUAGGAGAUUUAAAGGAGUAGAAGGUAUAUCCAUUGAUACAGUGUAACAUGUAGUUUCAUUAACGAUUAAGAUAUAUACAAUAAAAGGUGCUUAAUGGAUAAAAUGAUUUGUAACACAAUUGUGUACCAUGCCUGGACAGGUUGUAAAUAACAACAAAGUACAAUAUUUUGGUAUAAGACCAACAUCAAAUGAUUUUAUAACUUCUUCCAUUUGCAAUCUAGCAGACUCCUACACAACACGACAAAUAUAAUAUACAUCAAUAUAUUUAGCUAUAAAUAAUACAAUAGUAUUUAAAACAGUUACAAUUAAUACACAUUAAGAUGCUGGUAAUGCUUCUUAAUUACGCUGUAUAUACAAUUCUUCUUAAUAAAAUUAAUAUGUACACAAAUUAACAUUCAAUAUAUGAGAAAGAGGGAUUACACACCACAUCGAAGCAUACGUAGAGCAAUAAACAAUUACUGGCCACGAUGACAGAUACAUAAUUUCUUUCCUUAAUUGUAUGCGAUAGUCUCAUGUAAAAAAUUUCACUUCGUAUAAAAUCUGUACGAGUUUUGUGUUCCAAGGAAAAUUCUUGCACACAUAAAAUAGAAGAGGGAAGGAUUUCAAUGACGAUCUAACUGCUCCGGGUGUUACUUUCGAAGAAUUGACACGGAACAAUGAUAAUUUCAUGCAUCGAAAACAUUCAUACUAUAUGGAUACAUGUUUUUGUAAAUUUCGAUUCAAUUAUACUGGAGAGACAUAAAAUGUUGAAAGUUUACACGCACAAUUGCACAAACAUGCACACACUUUAUAUUCCUCCAUAUAAAAGUAAAUACGAUGAUUCACGCGAUGAAGCUGAAUGACAAUAUUUCAUUGCUUAAGAGAACAAUUUGCGUGACAGAUUGUGAUUUUGUGUUCUAUAAAUAAAUCAAUACCGCUAAAAAUCAGUCUGAUUCGAUAUACCAGGGUCACAAGUGUGUUUUGAGUUCGUGAACUCAGAUUCCGCGUUUACAUACAUACGCGAUGCACAGAUAUUUUGAAGGUGAUUUUUCACAGGUGAUGAACCUAACCCAGAUCCAACAUUCGAUCGCUUUACACUUUUUUCUUUUUAUUGCUAAAGCGAUAUCGAGCAACAGUAUAUCCUAUUCGUUGCGAAAAUUGGAUUAUCGAUGACGCAUCGACAAACUGUAAAGAAAUUGCUUCCGAUCUAUCCGAGUAUCAGUAUUGGGCUACGAUUUUCGGCGUACGAUUUCUUAUCUUGUAUACGUUCCGUUAACGAUUAAAUGAUCAAGCGCGACCUUGCCCGUCGUUAUUACAGCUCGUUUGUUUUCAUAACAGACGUUCCAUGUGUCGAUGUUCUCUGUAUAAUAGCGCGAUAUACCGGUAAAGUAUUUCUGGUUUGCGUGCCACGAGGUAUACGAUUCUGACGUAUAAAGAGUACGAACGUUAAAAAUAAAAAGAUUUUGCGAAAAUUUCGAAUCGUUACCGUUGUUUUACUUUUCGCAAAAUGGCAGAGAAUUUCGAUUUCCUUUUUAUUCAGUAACAGUUUACAAGAUUUUAAAAAAAGGGUUCAGGACUUAUUGUUAGAGUAUGUACAGUACAGUAAAACCUCUAUAAAUGCACCCUCGCGAGAAUCUCGUUUACUUAGCAACGAUCGAAGGCGGGAGCGGAAGUAACAGGUAGUAGAGCUACAUAUAUGUAUACUGGUGUAAAAGGAAUUCCAUAUUGGAUCAAUUAUCUCGAUCAUUGGGCGAGUUUUGUUACUUGCAGAAAUUUAUAGCGAGGUUCUACUUACUAAACUGACAAAAAAAAUUCACAAAGUAUACGAUUUUUACGUGCAGAGCACCUUUUCAACUGCGCGUAUUUUUGUUAAUAAAUGCGGUAAAAUUACGUGCAAAUACACGUAAGGGAAUGAAACUGCCCUGAAAGAUUCGACCCUCCGCGAAAUAAAGUAAUUCGUUUACUUUUUUAUUAAUUUUUCUUUUUUCACUGAUAUGUACGCAAUAUUAUUUCCCGCCAAAAACCAUAACAAAAUGUGUUUUGAAAACAUCGUCGCGUCGUCGAUGAUUUUGAAUAUAGCAUCGGAGGGGUGAAGCUUUGCAGGGUUAGUUUCAUCCUUUAACCCCCUGACGUAUUGAAAAUUAUUAAACUUAACACGCUUCUUUCCGACACAAAUGAGAUUUUUUAAACCGCAAAACAGAUAAACACGUGUCAAGUCAUCUUGUAUUAUUUUUAUGACGAACGGAGUAAUAUAUGUUAUUAUUAUCCUAUGAAUACGUGUCCCUCAUUUUUUAAUACUUGCUACUAUGUUAAUUAAGCAUUUUACAUAGAGUUUAAUUAGUACCAGAUACUUCCAAAGUCUUAAAUAUUUUGUUUCGAUCAUUCUGAACACUUGAUUAUAGAAAGCUCUCCUCGCGGUGUCCAGUUGUUGGCUGAAUUUUAACACCCGUUAUUACGUAAUCUGUUUCAGUUCGCUAGCUUAUCACUUUCUCUGCCUAAAGUAGUACUGACUUUUCCCUUAUUAACAUAAUACCGUAUCGAGUAUACGAAAGCCUCUAAAGGUAUUGAAUUUUGUUAAAUGAACUCUUACAUCGAAGCAUUAACUCUACAAGUACAAUUUGAUUAAAGAGCAUUUUGGAUUGCUGAUCACAUGACUGAGGUCACACGAGUUAAAAAACGCAACACGAGAAAAAAAGAAAGAUCAACGUGAUCCAUGGAAGUAAACUCAUUGUUCGUUCAUUGUCGUAGUACAAUCUUCCACGAUAUUAUUGCUAUCAAUAUGGUUGCGUUAGAAAAGACGUCGUGUGAUCUUAACUUUUACACGAUUAGUUCGAGGAUAUUCACGCUAUUAAUACUAUCAAUCUUACUAACAGAAGAUCCUUAAUCGAUAAAUUAGGCCUACGUAAGUUUUCUUCGAACGGAAAUUACGAACUGUUAUAGCAAAGUAUAAAAAGAAAAAGAAUCUACGUAUACAGUGGGUGGAAAGAGUAUUUUCACGUUCAGGUAUUUUGCAAUAACUUUCAUCGAAGAAAAACAAUAACGCUGAUAGGUAUUUUAUUCGAUAACUCGAUAACAAUUACAAUACCUUGAAAAGUAAUCGAAAACGUAAAUCUGAUAGUCAACAAACUAUUCCCAAAAUGGCUAUUUCUAAAUGGCUUUGAAACUAAAUUAAAAGAUGCAAAUAAAUCUUUUACAGUAAUGUAUUUCAAGGAUUUCAGAACAUCAGUUUCUCUACAAGAUCAAAUUAUUUUGUUUCGUUCUAGAGGUGAAA